GUCAUCAAUGAUCAGGGGAAAAAGAAGUCGCGCGCUCAGACGAAAACAUGUCGGCGAGGGUGUCCCACUAGUCGCUUUCGGACGUGUCUUGUCCUUGCUGCCUUAUGGAUUAUGGCCACUCAAAAGAAAAAAAUUCGAUACAGUAAUGGCGGUCAAAGCUCAGCAGCCAGCGUCCUGACGAGCAGGCGGCCGAGUGAAGUCAACGAGGCUGAUGAUGGUUUUGUGGAGGGGUCGGUAGUUCGCAUUACCAUGAAAAACUUCAUAUGCCUGGGCGAGGUUAAUGGAUACCUCCUUCCAUGGAGAUCUUGGACAUACAACUACAUCAUGGUGCGUCCCGGACCAAACCUGAACAUGAUUAUUGGAGCGAACGGAACCGGCAAGUCCAGCAUUGUGUGCGCCAUCUGUCUCAGCCUGGCAGGCAAGACCACUGUCCUGGGAAGAGAUGACAAGGUCGGCGGCUACGUGAAAACAGGAUGUGACAAAGGAUUUGUUGAAAUUGAACUUUUUAAGAGUGGUGGGAAUGUCAUAAUUAACAGAGAGAUCCAUGUGGAGAACAACCAGUCAGUGUGGAAGCUCAACGGAAGAAUUUGUAACCAGAAAACAGUGGAGGAGGAAGUUAAGGCGUUGCAUAUCCAAGUCAAUAACCUUUGCCAGUUCCUGCCUCAGGAAAAAGUGGGGCAGUUUGCCAAAAUGUCCAAAAUCGAAUUACUGGAGGCAACUGAAAAGUCUGUGGGUUCCCCAGAGAUGUUCGAGUAUCACUGCGAGCUCAAAAACUCUCGCUCCAAAGAUCGAGAAAUGGAGAACGUUAUAAAGGAGAAGACCAGCUACCUAGAGAAAACCAAACAGAGAUUUGAGCGACACAAACUUGACGAGAACCGUUACUAUGAAAAGCAAAGGCAUCUGAAUGCGAUUGAGUUAAUUGAGAAGAAGAUACCCUGGGUGGAGUAUGAAACCACCCGCGAGGAGCUUGAGGGUGUGAAGAAGGAACGAGACAAGGCUAAAAAGCAGCUCGCUGUCCUCAAGCAGGCCCAUAUGCCCAUGUUGACCAAGCUCCAGUCGAUUGAAGAGCAUUUGAAGCCCAGUGAAGAACAAAUGAAGGCAAAGAGUGCAGCAAUCAAAGAAGCUUCCUCGAAAUGCAAACUAAAACGAGACCAGUUGGAUCGAAUGCACAAAGAUAUUGAAGACAUAAAACAGGCAUUUAAAAUGAAGCAGACUGAAGAAGAAGAUCAGACGAAGCGCAUCAAAAACAUCAUAUUGAUGAUCGAGGACUUGAAAGUCGUACUUGCUGAAGUUGACAAACAACCUGACGUGACGCCAAGGAUCACUGAAGUCAAUGCCGAGUUGAGGCAAAUCCAAACGGAGAGGGAGAAAGUGCAAAAACAGAAAGCCGACUUGCGCCAGGAGAAGGACAACUUAUCUGCAGAGUUGAGAAUGUUGGAGAAAAAGCUCACUGAUAUGAAUAACGUAAUGACGAUGAAAGAGGAGAAGCUCCGGGGACGCCACAGGGACACACACACAGCUGUGGAAUGGUUGAGGCAGCACAGAGACCUUUUCAGUGGAAACGUGUGUGAGCCCUUGAUGCUUGUGAUCAACAUGAAAGAUCAUCGCUUUGCCAAGUACUUGGAGAACCACAUCUCCUUCAAUGACUUAAGGGCUUUUGUCUUCCAGAGGAAAGAAGACAUGGACAAGUUCUUAUUCGAGGUGCGUGACAAAAUGAGUUUGAGAAUCAAUGUUAUUAUUGCUCCGACAGAGACAUGGUCAAGAGCUCCUCCAUCGCGUCAUAUUGAGUCUUUGAGGCGCUUUGGGUUCUUCACCUAUCUGCGUGAGACCUUUGAUGCCCCCGAGGAGGUGAUGAGUUACCUCUGUCAGCAGUAUAAAGUGCACGAGAUCCCCAUAGGCAACGAGCAGACCGAAGCCAUGAUAGCAACGGUGAUAAAGGAGCCGUACAUUAAGGUGCUCUAUACAAAAGACCAGAAGUACACUGUUAAGAAGUCCUUCUACUCCAACAUUACCUCCACCAAAAACACUACAGUGUAUCCGUCCAAGUACCUUAGUAUCACAGUGGACGCUGAGCAGAAACGGCAACUGGAGCAGCAGAUGAACGUUUGCCGUUCAAAGUUACGAGACAUUGACGAGCGGUUGAACAUAAUCCAAAAUGAAGCGACCGCACUGGAUCGCCGUGACAAUGAGCUGUUGUCAGAGAAGAAGAACCUCUUGGAAUCAAAGGGCAAAAAAAGACAACUGGAACAGAAAAUCAGCACCAAACAGGACAGACUGAAGCAGCUGGAGCACAGUGGAAUUGACCUGAAGAAGGCUGAGGCAGAGACAAAAAAGAAAAUAAUUGCUGUCAAUUCCAAGAAGAAAUCCGUAGUUACUACAUUGAUAGAACAAAUUAAGCUGCAAGCCAAACUGACCAUGGAGAAGGAGUACCUAGCAUUGGAGAUGAUGGGGCUGUUAGCAGAGAAGACCAAGCUGGAGAACCUUUGCAGAGAAGGCACAAGCGGACUAAAAGCCAUGACUCAUCAAUGCAGCCAAUUGGAGGAGAGUGCAGCCCAGCUGAAAAUCCAGUGCAAAGAGAACAUGGAGAGAGCCAAAUCAAUCUGCAAGAUGCAGCCCAACGAGACGUUACCCCGAAACUUGCACGAUGCUUUCAGUAAGCUGCCGAACACAUUGGAUGAGUUGGAUGCCAUGUUGAAUGAAGAGCGGUCCAGAGCUGAGAGCUUUCCUGGACUCACUAAAAAGGUGGUCGAGGAGUGCAACAAGCAAGCGCAGGAAAUAAAACAGUUGGAACAAGAACUGACUGAGAAGAACGCGGCCUUAAUUGCUUUCAGACAGAAGAUGUCAGAGGCUAAAGAAUAUUGGCUCACCCCUCUGAAACAAUUGGUUCAACAAAUUAACAAGAAGUUCAGCGAUUUCUUCCGUGCCUUGGAGUGUACAGGAGAAGUGGAUUUGCACUAUGACAAUGAGGAUGAAUAUGACAAGUAUGGCAUUAGCAUUUUGGUCAAGUUCCAUGAGAGCAGUCAGCUCCAUGAGCUGACACAAUUCCAUCAGAGUGGAGGUGAGCGCAGCGUCGCCACCAUGUUGUACCUCAUGGCCCUGCAGGAGCUCAUCCGCUGCCCCUUCAGAGUCGUGGAUGAGAUCAACCAGGGAAUGGAUUCCAUCAACGAGAGGAAAGUCUUUGACAUUCUUGUCCACACAGCCUGCAAAGAGAGGACAUCUCAGUACUUUUUCAUCACACCCAAACUGCUGCAGAACCUCACCUAUGUUGAGGAGAUGACCAUCCUUUGUGUCAACAACAGCUCUCACAUGCUUUGCUCCAAUGAGUGGGACGAGAGUGCUUUCCUUCAACGCUGUCAACAAAAGAAGAAAGUUCAGGCGUGAGACCUUCAGAGUUCCACAAAUGUGUUGUGAUGACAUGAUGGAGUUCACUAUGGCCUUUAGGAGUGUGGCUCAAAAGUUAAAACCCAUUCACCGAGGCAAAUCUCGCAAGACUUAAGCUCUGGGAGCAAAUGCGCCAUCUGUGAUGAAAUACGUACAAAAAACUAGCAGAAGUUACUGCAACGUUGCAGAACAUCAUCAAUGUUACAAUUACAACUGACCAUUUUGUAUUGUCCAGCUCACCAAAUGAUGAAUAUUUCUAUGUUCACUUUCAACAGUAUCCUUUUCUGGUGGCAUAAAAAGCACAUGAAGUUGCACAAGUUCGUCCUUCAAAAAAAGGAUGUUAAUGUCCUGUUCAGAUCAGCCUUCACUGCAAUGCAGCUGCUAAAAAUUUGCUGCGGUUUCCAUAUGGAGAAGGUCUAUAAGUUGGAAGCUCUUCAAAAGAGGAGAACAAGUGAGCUUCAAAUAAGCAAGCACUCAUCCAGGGAGGCAAGGAAAACCCAAACCUCGAACAGAUCAUAGACUACCGCAGGAUGUGCAAGAGUGAUAUGCAUUAUUUGUGCUGUUAAUACGACCAAAUUGGUUGUAGCUUUUGUACAAGUGUUGCCAUUGUUCAUUGCAUUUCUGGAUGCACAGGCACGUAUGACUAAUAAAGGGAGAAAGAAACAAAGUGAUUGCUGGUCAAUCAAAGGCCCUCUGGCGAUGCCCCGCUGCUACAAAGUGAUCCUGAAAAGGACAAAGUGGAAAAAAACACAGUCAAUACAAAUGUGUAUGUUAAGAUGAGUAGGAUAAAUAGUAUACAAUUAUCGAUGAGUAAAAUUGAUUUGUUUAUUUCUUGGUGUCUGUCUCCUAUGCCAUAAUGUAGACUUGACUGUUGUUAAAUGUUUGACAUGAGCAGUGGGGUUUUGUACAGUGUCUCUGCCGUGGCUGAUCAGCCUAUCCCGGGAGACCAAAAUGGAGCUCUCACUCUCACCAGGACAAUGUUUAGGAAACGUCUCCAGACAAGUUCAGUACCAUUUCACCAGUAAGUUUGUUUAAAGGUAAGUGUUGAAAAUAAAGACUAAGAACAAUAUAGCACUGAAUUGUUGAGAUAUGGUUUGAAAAAAUGUAAACCAUUUUUAUUAUUUUGGGGCCAGGGGGAAAAAGGUAUCCUUGUGAUGUCAUGGGGAUGUGGGUCCUCUACUGUAUAUGGUGCCAUGAAAACCAUUGCCCCUUUCUCAAAUUGUUAUAUUUUUUCAAGUUCACUUUAAGAUCCAUCCAUCAUUCAGGCGAAUGCUCUAACAAUUUUCUCCACCAAACUGCCUUUUUUAAAGCAUACAAACCCAAUUCCAGUUAAGUUGGGACAAUGUCCAUCCAUUCAUCUUCUACCGCUUUUCCGGGUCAGGUCGCAGGGACAGUAACUUUAGCAGGGAUCUCUGGACUUCCCUUUCCCAGCUACUUCAUCCACCUCUUCCGGGGGGAUCCCGAGGCAUUCCCAGGCCGGCCUAGAGACACAGUGUCUCCAGCAUGUCCUGGGUCGUCCCCGGGCUCCCUUUCUGGUGGGAAAUACCAACACAAUCACAUCAUCUGCAAAAAAAAAAACAGAUGAAAUGUUGAGGUCAACAAACCGGAAUCACUCAAGACCACAGCUCCGCCUAAAAUUUCUGUCCGUGAGGAUAAUGAACAAAAUCGGUGACAAAGACCACCCUUGGUGGAGUCCAAAACUAAAUAAAAAAAACCACACUCCACCUACUGACUCUGAGAUCCAGCCUCUCGACAGACCCUUACCAGGGAGGACUUGGGAGGGUGAAGAAUGUGAUCCAGUCGUAAAAAUCCCUCUAGUCCCCAUUUAAAGAAAAUUCUGACCUUUUCACAGUACGCAUAGCGUAUGAGUAACUGCUCCAAAUAUCUUCCCUUUGUAUUUAAAUUCAUUCAUUUGUUCCUUAGGUUAUUUGUUUGUUCAUAAGGUCUAUACUUUUUUUUUCUGAAAAAAUAACGUCCUCAUUCUACAAACAUGAGGUUAAGACUUCUGCAUCACAAGAGAUAAAAUCUGUUGGGAAAGUCUGUCUUUUUAACACUAAGAAUUUUAUAAUAGAUUCAUGGACAAGGAAGACAUUUUCUGCUUAUGCAAAGCAUUAACUCAACAAGCCUACUCAAAUUUAGUGCGUCACCGUUUUCAUUUGUAAAUGUCGACCGCGGACCCGUCCAGACUUUAAAUAUAAGCGACAAUUGCUCCAUGCCUUUCAUUUGCAGAAUGAGCAAACUGUGGAACCUCUGAAUACAAACACUUACACUAGCCCUGUUUGCGCUGCGCUUGUGUCAGUGCUGUGCUAGCGGGUUGCUGCUGUGUUACUGCCGUGUCUCAGUGACUUUUACCGGUAUAAUUUUUUAAUCGGCCCUGUUAGCGCUGUGCUAGCGUUAGCGCUGUGCUAGCGUGUUUCUGCUGUCUUACUGCCUGUCUGAGUGAUCUAGGUAUGUUUUUUUUUUUUUUUUAAACCGGCUCUGUUAGUGCUGUGCUAGCGUUAGCGCUGUGCUAGCGUGUUUCUGCUGUCUUACUGCCUGUCUGAGUGAUCUAGGUAUGUUUUUUUUUUUUUUUUAAACCGGCUCUGUUAGUGCUGUGCUACCGUGUUUCUACUGUGUAGCUGGCGCGGCUGUUUUAUUUUUUUUUAACCUGCCCUGUU
Molecule: messenger RNA, 6038 nt
Organism: Syngnathoides biaculeatus (alligator pipefish)
Lineage: Eukaryota; Metazoa; Chordata; Actinopteri; Syngnathiformes; Syngnathidae
Gene: smc5
Product: structural maintenance of chromosomes 5
Exons: 25
Coding region: 112-3381 (1089 amino acids)
Biological process (GO): double-strand break repair via homologous recombination
Cellular component (GO): Smc5-Smc6 complex
Molecular function (GO): ATP binding; ATP hydrolysis activity
Source: RefSeq, a predicted model, not a curated record